Molecule: messenger RNA, 2458 nt
Organism: Olea europaea var. sylvestris
Lineage: Eukaryota; Viridiplantae; Streptophyta; Magnoliopsida; Lamiales; Oleaceae
Product: putative late blight resistance protein homolog R1A-10
Exons: 3
Coding region: 73-2232 (719 amino acids)
Biological process (GO): defense response to other organism
Molecular function (GO): ADP binding
Source: RefSeq, a predicted model, not a curated record
GAUGACUCGCUCCAAAUUAAGGAAGAACUGGUUGGGCAACCCUCCAGGUUGAAAUUCAUUUCGAUCGUUGGGAUGGGAGGCAUUGGCAAGACAACACUUGCAAGAAAUAUUUACAAUGAUUCAUCUAUUGAGUAUCACUUCUACAUUCGGGCCUGGAUAACUCUGUCUCGGGAAUAUCGUGUGCAAGAACUGCUUCUACACCUUCUAAAAUCCAUGGGAGACCUCACUGAUGAAAUGAUUCGAAAGGAAACAGAUGAAUUGAAAACAUUAGUAUAUCAACGCUUGAAGGGCAAUAGAUAUCUCAUUGUUAUGGAUGAUGUGUGGGAUGCCAAAGUCUUCGAUGAAUUUAGAAGGAUAUUCCCGGAUGACUAUAAUGGAAGUCGGAUAAUUAUGACUUCUCGGCUAUCCAGUGUUGCCGUUAAUACCGACUCUUCCGGCUUUAUUCACCAUCUGAGUUUUCUAAGUCCCGAACAAAGCUGGAGUCUUCUGUGCCAGAAGGCCUUAGGGAACGAAUGUUGCCCCCCUGAACUCAAAGACAUUGGAAGGAGGAUAGCAGAAAAAUGCAGAGGACUUCCACUUACACUUGUAGUAAUUGGUGGUGUCCUCUACAAAGCGGAGAAGAAACGAGCCAGUUGGGAGUAUGUUGCAAAAAAUGUGAAAUCUGCAGUAACUGGAAAUCAUGAUGAUUUCAUGGAAACACUAUCUUCGAGUUACAACCACUUGCCUCAUCGUCUUAGAGCAUGCUUCCUUUAUAUGGGAGUUUUCCCUGAAGAUUUUGUGAUCCCGGUCUCCUAUCUUAUCAGGCUAUGGGUUGCUGAGGGAUUUUUAAAGCCAAAUACACAUAAAAGUUUGGAAGAAGUGGCAAAGGAGUAUUUGGAAGAGCUUAUUGAAAGAAAUUUAAUUAUGGUUUGUGAUCGGAUUUGCACUGGAGAAAUCAAGACCUGCAGCAUCCAUGACUCCAUGAGAGAACUUUGCAUGAGGAAAGCUCAGGAGGAGAAGUUUCUUUAUGUUGCCAAUCAAAAAUUUGAUACUUCGUCGGAAGUCGUGAAAAAUCAGCGUCACCUAAGUAUUCAUCCAUACGUGCUGAAUGCAGUCAUAUAUUACUCAACUUUUCGUUCACUUCUAUACUUCAGUUUUUAUCUAUUACCAAAUUCUCUAUGUUUUCAACUUCUCAGGGUGUUGGAAGCAGGCAAUAUAGAUUUCUCUGAGUUUCCAAAGGAAAUAUUAAAACUUUCUAAUUUAAGGUACAUUGCUUUGUCCUGCAGUGGGAAAUUCAAGAUUCCUGCCUCAAUAUCUAAACUUUGCAAUCUUCAGACCUUGAUUGUUUUUCAAGGUUAUUUUGCUGAAAGAUUGUUCUUACCACGGGAACUCUUGAAGAUGCCACAGUUAAGGCAUCUCUUGUUCGAUAAAGCUGUCUUGCUUUGUUCUCAUGGUCCACAAAAUGUGAACCUACAAACACUUUCUGGUGUAAUAGAUUUCAAAUUGACUCAGGAGACCCUUCGAACAAUUCCUAACCUGAGGACAUUGGGAAUUUCUUACCAUUGUGAACCUCAAACUGAGUUGUCAUUCUAUUGUCUUGAGAAUUUAGUCCAUCUGCAUCAACUUGAAAGUUUUAAGUGCAAAGUCAUUUCCAAUGAUUGGACAUGUAUUCCUUUGCCCCAGAACCUUGCUUUCCCACCAAAUCUGAAGAAGUUAACUUUGAGUGGUUGCAGACUUUCUAGGCAUAAUAUGUUUCCUGGUAAUCUUCCCAAUCUUGAAGUUCUCAAAUUAAAAGAGGUUGCCUUCGAAAACAAUGCAUGGGAAACGGAAGGGGAAUUUUCUCGAUUAAAAUUCCUGCAUGUUGAAACCCGUCGUUUUAAAAUCUGGGAAGCCGAGGCAGCACAUUUCCCUAGCCUACAGUGCCUAUGUCUUAGGGGUUGCACGAGUUUAAAAUGCAUCCCUUCUGGAAUUGGAGAAAUUCUAACUCUUCAGCAAAUCAUCUUGUAUGGAUGUACGAUAACUGUUGAGAAUUCAGCAAAUUCAAUACUAAAGGAACAACAAGACUGGGGGAACUAUGACCUAAAGGUUCAUGUCAAUUCCAAUUAUUUUGGAAACAAAGAUAUCAAUGGCAACCUCUACCGUAAGUUGAGAAAAAUUAGGAAGGACGUGAAACAACAGCCGCGACAUACGAAGUUAUAUGGUGCUGAGAUUUCUUUGCCUGGCCUGUCAAUGGUCGAUUUUAUAUCAUCGUGAUACCUAAUUUGUGGAGAAAAUUUCAUGAUACCUAAUUUGUCUUAAUUGGGUCUUCAAACUAUUUGUUCUUAAAAUAACCAUAAUACCUAAUCACACUGGUGAAUAAAUUAUUUUAUAUACAAUGUGCUGAUAAUUUGUACUGCUUUUAUUCACCUUUAUCACUAUUGAGUAACAAUGCUUUCCACUCUAACAUUCUCACAAGUGGACAUCCUUUCAAUACUUUUCA